This is a messenger RNA of Hydatigera taeniaeformis, 1236 nucleotides long. NCBI's taxonomy places the organism in Eukaryota, Metazoa, Platyhelminthes, Cestoda, Cyclophyllidea, Taeniidae. The record is from the annotation of a GenBank genome assembly.
AUGACAGAAACGAGCGUACCUCAGGGAAAUUCCUUGUCAAAGGAAAACAAAUCUUGUUGCAAUAACUAUUGCGAGAAUUUAAGCCAAAAGGCGUUUCAAAAGAAACCCAUCAGCAUCGAUUUGGAUCACCUCCUGAGAACGCAGUUGAAUCGAUGUCUUCGAACAAUGGAUCUUAUUGGCUAUGGAAUCGCCUCAAUGGUAGGCGGUACCAUUUUCGUGCUCACUGGAACGAUAGCACGAAACAAGUCUGGCCCAUCAACGUUUGUCGCUUAUAUUUUGGCAGGUUUUAUCGCCAUCCUGAAUGCCACUACCUAUGCAGAGCUGUCAUGCCGUUUUCCCAAGGCGGGGUCAACUUACACGUACGUUUACGUCUUGCUGGGUGAAUUACCCGCAUUUUUGGCUGGUUGGUCGAUUCUUCUCGAGUAUGUCUUGAGUAUAUCAACGGUUGCCAGAGGAUGGAGCAGUUCUCUAAAUGCACUAACCGGUGGUGCCAUUGGAAAUUGGACCACAGAGAAUAUUGGAAGAUUGGAUAAACCCAAUGGUUUUUUUGCCGAAGAGCUGGAUUUCGUUGCUGCCGGUUUAGUUGUAGUGGUGGUAAUUACAACUUGUUUUGGUAUGGAAAAAAGUGCCUGGCUGAAUCUCGCCUUUACCGGCGUUAAUGUCGGAGUCCUUACUCUGGCUGCAAUCUUCAUGCUUGUAUAUGCCCAGCCCGAUCUGCUCACUAUUCCGUUUCCAUCAAAUGCUUCAUCCACUUCGGUCCUUCCUCUGACUAACCUUACACCAUUUAUGCCCUUUGGAAUAACUGGUCUGGUUGCAGGCACUGCAACAUGUUUUAAUGCCUUCAUUGGCUUCGACAUGAUGUCAAUGUGUGCAGAAGAAGCCAACGACCCUGGAAAGAGCAUUCCACGUGCUAAUGUCAUCUCAGUGUUGCUUGUGACACUUCUGUUGAGUGUGUCUACGCUCGCAUUAAUUAUGUACGUUCCUUGGUACUUGCUGGAUAUUGGUGCUCCCUUUUUGGAGGCGAUGCGCAACGGACCCGGUGAUGCAACAGCUGGAAAUGUUCUCUUCUACAUUGUGGGAGUUGGCUGUCUUAUUGGAAUAUUCUCGAACCUCUUAACUAGUGCAAUCGGUGCGCCAAGAAUCCUUUACGCCAUGGGCCAGGAUGGUCUGGUAUUUACAGGAUUUGCCAAGGUUACGGAACCGUUCAAGGUAAAGAAUGAAUUGGUUUUGUGUUGA